UGCCCAUCCAACUGCCGACAAGUAAACUAUUUAACAAUGUUAAUGCUGAGGCUUGGUGUCAUCUUGGUAUUAGAAUACACCACGGCUUUAGUUAUACAUAAGCCUCCAAUAAUUCAUACAAAUCUCCCAUACCUCAAUGUCAAGGAAAAUUCAAGAGUUGGAACAGAGAUUGUCAUAAUAGACGCUUCAAGUCAAACAAAUGACGAAGUUACUGUGACAACACACGACAAUGCGACAGCAUCAAGAGUUUUUCUGUUCCCCACUAUAGUAGGAAUCAACUCGACAUACAUAGUUGCUCUUAAGAAGAUCCCGGAUAGAGAGGUCGAACGUACAUGGUAUUUGACAUUUCAAGCACAUGACAAUCAUGGUAAUACUUUAUUGACUUUGCCACUACAUAUUGAUGAUGUCAAUAACAACGCCCCCUUUUUUGUGCACGGCCAUUAUCGUUCUGUUGUUGGAUAUGGAUUGGCAGUUGGGUCCAAAAUUUUACAUGUAACAGCAAUGGAUGCGGACGAUGGACCAAAUGCAGCAAUAAACUACUCGAUGAGCCCCUACCAGGUGCCUUCUCCCUCGUGCAGAUACAAGGCUUUUGUUAUCGAUCCAAUCACAGGAGAUAUAACGUUAAAGAAGAAACUCCAGCAUGGUCAUACAACUUAUCAUUAUCAAGUCAAUGCAACGGAUAAUGGUGUUCCGAAACUAUCCUCAUCAACAUUAGUCAAUAUCGAAAUUUCACUUGAAUAACAUGACAGAAAGAAAAGGAAUUUUCAAUAAAACUAAGGAAUAGAUAACUGUUUUUAGAAAAACAAAUUUCGUUAAAUAGUAAUCAUAAAAAUGCAUGAUGCUUUCUGAUUUUGUUUAUCAAUCUUCUUGCUAUGGAAAUUUAAUAUAUGUCUUUUCACACACAUUCAUGUGGAAUAUGAACAAAGUUGGGUUUCCAUCCGUAUAAAAACAAGAACUCACAGAACAUCUAUGCAUUAUUCU
Molecule: messenger RNA, 981 nt
Organism: Mytilus californianus (California mussel)
Lineage: Eukaryota; Metazoa; Mollusca; Bivalvia; Mytilida; Mytilidae
Product: protocadherin Fat 3-like
Exons: 8
Coding region: 37-741 (234 amino acids)
Biological process (GO): homophilic cell-cell adhesion
Cellular component (GO): membrane
Molecular function (GO): calcium ion binding
Source: RefSeq, a predicted model, not a curated record